AUGUCGGGAAGAGGAAAAGGCGGCAAGGGCUUAGGCAAAGGCGGUGCCAAGCGCCACCGCAAGGUCUUGAGGGAUAACAUCCAAGGCAUCACCAAGCCGGCAAUCCGGCGCCUCGCCCGGCGUGGAGGAGUCAAGCGCAUCUCCGGCCUCAUUUACGAGGAGACUCGGGGUGUGCUAAAGGUGUUUCUAGAAAACGUCAUUCGGGAUGCAGUCACCUACACUGAGCACGCCAAGCGCAAGACGGUCACCGCCAUGGACGUGGUGUAUGCCCUCAAGCGACAGGGACGCACCCUGUAUGGCUUCGGAGGCUAAGUUGCCGCCUCAGCUCCACGUAGAUCUAUGCCAACGGCCCUUUUUAGGGCCAACCAUCUAGU
Messenger RNA from Neomonachus schauinslandi (Hawaiian monk seal), 374 nucleotides. Its product is annotated as histone H4. Gene Ontology annotation, molecular function: DNA binding; structural constituent of chromatin; protein heterodimerization activity. The coding region runs from base 1 to 312 and encodes 103 amino acids. Gene Ontology annotation, biological process: nucleosome assembly. Gene Ontology annotation, cellular component: nucleosome. The record is from RefSeq and is a predicted model, not a curated record. The transcript has a single exon. Lineage: Eukaryota; Metazoa; Chordata; Mammalia; Carnivora; Phocidae.